ACCAUUUGCAAAAGAGAAAAGUAGCCGAGAAUGCUAGAGGGAAUUAGGUAGAGACCUUCAGCUUCUCUGAGGUCAAAAGUCUUCCCCAUCAUCGCGACCUUACCAAAUAUCCGUCAAAAAAAAAAACCCCAACGUCUGCAAUCCCUAACAAAUCUGUUCGAAAUACCCACGAACCAAAAGAUCCCCAAGAAGACCCAAAAAAAAAAAAAAAAAAAAUCCCCAAGAAGGAAAAUUGAUUCAGUUUCGAUAACCCAAUGGCCCAAAACCAAAGACCCAGAAGCAUUCUUGAGUCUCUGGGCGAAGAGAUUAUCAGAAUCAUAACGCCCGUCUCAAUCUGCAUGUUCAUGGUGGUCAUAUUGGUCUCUGUCCUCAAUUCAAAUUCUUCGUCUUCUUCUUCAGCAUCAGUCAAUUCCAUAGCCACCAUAGCAUACACUGAGACCAGUUCAGACUCCUCCUGGGACAAAUUCUUAGGUGCCCUUUUGAACUCCCUUGUGUUUGUGGCUGUUGUCACGGUUGUCACUUUUAUUUUGGUGCUCCUAUUCUACCUCAGAUGCACCAAGUUCUUGAAACUCUACAUGGGGUUUUCUGCUUUUGUUGUUUUGGGAUUCAUGGGUGGUGAAAUUGCUUUAUUCCUGAUUGAAGAUUUUAGUAUUCCAAUUGAUUGUAUUACAUUUAUGGUGGUUUUGUUUAAUUUUGCUGUUGUGGGUGUUUUGGCUGUUUUCAUGUCAAAAAUGGCAAUUCUUGUGACUCAAGGCUACUUGGUUAUUAUUGGGAUGUUGGUUGCUUACUGGUUUACUCUAUUGCCUGAAUGGACUACUUGGGUGCUAUUGGUUGCAUUGGCAUUAUAUGAUCUUGCCGCGGUGUUGUUGCCAGUUGGCCCGUUAAGGCUCUUGGUAGAGCUUGCGAUAUCAAGGGAUGAAGAUAUCCCGGCACUGGUGUAUGAGGCUCGGCCAGUGACUUAUAAUGAUACAGGUUCAAUGGGUGGUGUAGCUCAGAGGAGGGUAUGGAGAGGUAGGAGGGAAGAGAAUUUAAAUGAUGACAGCAAUUCAAACGCAAAUGGUGUUUUUGUUGACAAUGUGGAUUCAGAGUCUGACUCCCUUUCAAAUGCCAGUGCUGUUCUGGAUUCAAAUUCAGAUUCUAAUACCUUAGAUAAUGCUACUUUGGUUAGAGCUGAAGAGGCACGGGUUCCAGAAAGGGAUGCGGAGCUAUCUGCACCAUUAAUUGAUCAUAGGAUGAAUAUUCAGCCGCAGCAACAGGAAGAUGCUGUGUCAAGUGAAAGUUUGAUGCUAGAGGGAAUUGGGCUAGGGUCUUCUGGUGCAAUCAAGCUAGGGCUUGGGGAUUUCAUCUUCUACAGUGUGUUGGUUGGUAGGGCUGCCAUGUACGAUUUUAUGACAGUGUAUGCAUGUUAUCUUGCUAUAAUAGCUGGUCUCGGUGUCACUCUGAUGCUCUUGGCACUAUAUCAGAAAGCCUUGCCUGCUCUUCCUGUGUCAAUAGCGUUAGGUGUGUUGUUUUAUCUCUUGACUCGGUUCCUACUUGAAGUUUUUGUUGUAGAAUGCUCUUUGAACCUCUUGAUGUUCUGAAAUAUAAACAUGUUGUCGAAGUUUGAUACUUGGUCAUACAAUAUAUAGCAUGAGAAAGUAUGUUGUAUGAAAUUUGUGUUCAUUGUUUCAACUUGACUUUGGUCUUCCCAAUUGAUUCCUCAUUAUCGGUUUAUCUAUUAAUUUGGUAUAGUUGGUUUUUGAAAUUGAUUGUAAGUGAUUUCCUCACAAAAUUUAUUUGCUUGAGCCUGGGACUCGACAAUUUGAUGCUUUGAUUUGGAACUUUAAGAUCAUGGGUUCUGUUUGCAAAGAACUGAAAAAAGAUCGACUACAAGUAUGGGGGAAAAUGGAUGAAAUGAAAGCUGGUUUCUGGUUAAAUAAGAGAAUAUGGGACCCAGAUCUGGGAGACAGAAGGAGGGGGUGAAAGAAUCCCUGGUUGGUGGGAAACAUGAAUUUGGAGGUUGAUUUGGUCACUAUAUUGAGCAAAGAGGAUAAUCUCAAUUUCUGCCUCCUCUGUCAUUGAUGUUUUCUUGUAAGCAUUUGUUUUUAUUUUUUAUGAAAUUUCAUAAGUUUCAGAAAAAGGAUAGAAGGAAGUCUGAUUGAUCCAAGGAUGGAGAGUUUUUAUCAUGGAAAAAUCAGGAGAUGGAGCAACCUAAGCACUAAAGCAGAUAUGGAAAUUGUAGCAGAAGACUGUUUAUUUGAGGUCUGUUUUUUUUAAUGAAGCUUCAGUUACUUGGAAGCUUUUCUCUGUCUUCCUAUUUGUUGGUAAUUAGGCCUGAUACUACUGGGGUUAAGGAGUUGCUUUAGGGCGUCCUUUUUGUUACUGAUUGAAUAAAUCAGAUGUGCUGCGACAAUGAUUUUGUUAUAUUCCUACAUUCAAUGUUGGUUCUCUAAUA
This is a messenger RNA of Corylus avellana, 2434 nucleotides long. RefSeq names its product Presenilin-2 (gene PS2). Gene Ontology annotation, cellular component: membrane; gamma-secretase complex. NCBI's taxonomy places the organism in Eukaryota, Viridiplantae, Streptophyta, Magnoliopsida, Fagales, Betulaceae. Gene Ontology annotation, molecular function: aspartic endopeptidase activity, intramembrane cleaving. The record is from RefSeq and is a predicted model, not a curated record. Gene Ontology annotation, biological process: protein processing; membrane protein ectodomain proteolysis.